UCAGCGCCACAUAUGAAGCCAGGUACCAUGGAAUAUAUGCGAUACAAGCUUCAGAAUCACAUACCGAGACUCGUCAUUUAUUGGGACCUUCACAAGCCUGACCUUCUAUAUCUAUACAGAAAGUAUUAUAUUGAUGGUAAACCUAUUGACCAUGAGGAGCUCGGACGGUAUCGUUUGUUCUACAACAAGAGUAAAAGAGGUGAAUUCCUCUGCCCUCCGGGCCACAGAAGAGACCCUUGGAGAGCAGCUGUCCAAUUGCUCAAUCCUUCACGUGUCCUGCCUGCCAAAAUGACCAUUGAUCAAUUGCAAACGGCUUAUAGGGAAGAGGGCGGUCGUCGAUAAUUCUUCUAUAGUGUUUUAAAAUUCACACUCUCAAUGUGUUGGUCUCCUAAGUGUGUUUCCAUAAAAUGAUACAGUCGAUUCACUUUGAUCUAUGAUGUUUCUGGUGAUGUAAAAAAACCCUCAUCCAUCACUUUGGAAUUAUCUGUUGUCAAAACGUGCAAUUUCGUGGCUUCGUUCAUUCCCGUUACAUUUUCAUGUCUCAUUAAAGCAAAGACAUCCUUUUAGUCGAUGCUCCAGAUUCAAACUUCUGUUAGAUUUCAUUCUAUGAUGUCUGCCUCAUUGGCACAAUUUCCAUGAAGCUUGCUCUCUGAUCCACAGAAAAAAUGAGUUCCGUCAGCAUGAUC
This is a messenger RNA of Melampsora larici-populina 98AG31, 686 nucleotides long. RefSeq lists its product as uncharacterized. The transcript has 2 exons. Bases 13 to 342 code for a protein of 109 amino acids. The record is from RefSeq and is a predicted model, not a curated record. Lineage: Eukaryota; Fungi; Basidiomycota; Pucciniomycetes; Pucciniales; Melampsoraceae.